Molecule: messenger RNA, 731 nt
Organism: Achroia grisella
Lineage: Eukaryota; Metazoa; Arthropoda; Insecta; Lepidoptera; Pyralidae
Exons: 3
Coding region: 40-504 (154 amino acids)
Source: RefSeq, a predicted model, not a curated record
CGGGAUGCUGGGACAUGCGCAUUUCACAGUGCACACACCAUGCGCUCUCUGAUACUGAUCUCGCUGUCAUUAUUCACACCAGAAGGUGAGUGUGACUUACUAAGAGACAGCGUCCAUGUCACGUCCGCGGCGGCUCGGCCCAACAACGAGCUCUGGUGCUACAGAUGCCUCGCGGAGGUGCCGGAGGACAAAUGUGCGGACUUGCGACAGAACAACUCCGCCCUCAUACACAAGUGCCACAAUGACCGGCGAGUGUGCAUGGUCAAACGCUUCUCAUAUACAACUUCCAACGAAAACUCCACAACAGCACUAAAGAUGUGGGCUUUGGAGCGCAACUGCACAAAGCAUUGCGAGCCAGGCUGCAUCAUCAUCGGGGAGCGGACCAAACUUCACGCGUGCACCUCGUGCUGUACCACUUCAUUAUGCAAUCACGAUUCCGGAACUAGCCGAAGAACCUUCAACGUCCUUGCUACAAUUCUAUCUCUCAUACUCCCAACCUUAUGAUUGCCUUAUUAACUUCUAUUACACCUAGUUAGGGAAUAAAUUAUUUAAAUGCUCACAACGCCGAACAAAAGAAUUAAUGCAUGAUUUAUUACAUCCUCAUUGUAAGAAUACCUAACUUCUGCUUCGCUUUAUAAACACGCAUCUAUAAUGUUAUUUUUUUAAGUAGUAUUUAAAUACAUGAUGACGUAGGUACAUGAUUCGAAUUACAAUUCUAUGGAUUCGUUAUU